Messenger RNA from Myotis myotis, 1286 nucleotides. RefSeq names its product clarin 3 (gene CLRN3). Lineage: Eukaryota; Metazoa; Chordata; Mammalia; Chiroptera; Vespertilionidae. The record is from RefSeq and is a predicted model, not a curated record. Bases 1 to 690 code for a protein of 229 amino acids. The transcript is spliced from 3 exons.
AUGCCUACCGCCACGAAAACAUUGACGUUCUUGUCGAGCUUCCUCACAAGCUUCGGGGCGUUCGUGGUCAUCUGCGCUGUUCUGGGGACCCCUCAAUGGGUCAGCAGCACCAUUGCCGUCAGUGAUGACUUCUCCAACGGCAGCAUUGUCAUCACCUACGGACUCUUUCGCGGGCAGAGCGCUCAAAAGCUGACUCAUGGACUUGGGGACGCAGACAAGGAUUUUGAAGUUUUAUCGGAACUGGGCAAUUCGGCCCCGAAGACGCUGCAUUCGGUGGUGAUCCUGUCCCUGGUCAUCAGCUUGUCCACGUCGCUGCUGAGCGCCGGGUUCACCUUCUACAACAGCGUCAGCAACCCCUACCAGACGUUCCUGGGGCCCCUGGGGGUGUACAUCUGGAGCGGGCUCAGCGGCUCCUUCGCCUUCCUGGCCUUGGUGCUGUUCGUGGGGAACGUGCAAGCCAAUCGCCUGUCGGAAGUGCUGGUCCAGGCGCUCUACUCACGCUACUCGCCGGCCACCCACCGUGGGACGGCGCACAGCUACGGCAGCUCCUUCUGGCUGCUGCUGCUCGUCCUCCUCCUCAGCAUCAUCACUGCCGUCAUCGUCGUUUUCUUCCAGAGGGCGCGGCGCCGGCGCCGGCAGGAGCAGAGGAAGCCGGUGGAGCAGGCCCCGCGGGACGGCAUCCUCUUCUGAGCGCCUCCUCGGACAGUCGCUGGGUCUGGGCUACGGGCCGCUCCCCGGCCUGGACAGCCGCAUGGCCGCGGGCCGCCCUAGCUGACACUGUGCGUGGCCCGUGUCUCUCAGACACCCCGUUCUUCACACGCGAUGGCCCCUCUCCACGAGGGCGGGAGGUGGAAGGGGAAGCUCUCCGGUCCGCGUGGUGGUCAGAGCGGCGGGAUGAUCGCGAGGCUGUGGGCUGUCUGGCCCGUCUCGCUGUCUGCGGUAAUAAAGGUGUGUUACCCCUUUCCUCUGAGGGACUCAGAGCGAGUCCGCACCUGCGAUCGCGUUCUGGGCGGGAGCGGCCAGGCGCUUUCAUUCCACUCACGAAGGAGGACCUCCACGGACAGAGGGACGCGGACUCGCCUUUCCAGACCACAUGCUGGGAGGAGAUCGGGGGCAAAUGACCUGGCCCCUGGGUCCUGCCAUGACAGACCCAAUGGGAGGUAUAAGAUACCUGUGUUGGGGUUCCAAGGUGGGUGUUUGUAGGGAAGAGAUUAGAAAGUGAAAAGAUAGAGGAAAGAGAGAAUCUUUACCCUACAGCCUAAAGGAGGCUCAAUAUAAAUAUCCUA